AUGCCAUUCCACGAGGACUUUUCGUGCCCGCACUGCGGCGACUUAACGACGUGCCAAUGGAUCGUGGUGGAUGGGACUGCGCUUGCCCCCAUGCGCAAUACGGUCGAGUUGGACACUCUACGGGAUCAUCCAGUAUUAGUCGGGGGAGGCCUGUGGCAUGGAACUAAGUCGUCUAACCGUGCGUUUCUACCCUCAGAAAGCCUUCAAAACCAAUUAAAGCACUUGUCCAUGACAACGUCCACCCACCCAUCAACUCUCACUCCCCCUCCCUACCUUGCACAACUGCUGCAAUUGACAAUGACCGAACAAGACGGAAGUAUCUUUUUCAACAUACCAGAGAAACCUUGGUACCGCUUUUUCCAUGACCUGUCCAAAUCAACAAGUGUGUACAACGGACUCAUCAUGAACCCGGCGAUCGUGGCUGCCGAACUUAACAUGUGGAUUGAAUCCAAGUGCCUAUCCCAACGCGCUCGGAAGGUCUUUCGGGACUAUUUCCCAACGCUCAAUUUGGUGAUUGCACACGAACGAGACGAUUUCUGCCCACCGGUCCACCUAAUGACACAGCCUGAGUCACCUGAAACCUUGUUUUCAAUCUUCUACUCCCGGUUUCCCGAUGCAGACCGUGUGGUCAUCUACGACAACGCAUGCAACUACCAUGAGUACUGCAUGAAUCGUGAACCACAAUUUUUUGCGAAUCAAGUUACAAAGCAGGACCGCAUACACGCGAAAGGCCACGUUGGAUGCACGAUCGGCCACAACUUGGAUGAAUUUUGGUGGGCCAAGGCCGUUAACUCUCAAGUUGCCGAACAAGGCAACGCAUUGCUCGAUGGCGUGAAGAAGCAAUCAACAUUCAUGACGAUUGGUCAUUACGCGCUUUUCGUUCGGUUUGUCAUGGCCAACAUGAAUCGACGAAAAAUAACCAAUUUCAUUUCAAGGGCCUCCACGUCGGCAUUGGAAGAGUUUCGUGAAGUGGCCCAAGCAAUUGCAAAGAUUAAUUCCGUAGUCUUUGGACGCAGUAGCACCAGGCGAUGCACGUGUGCAUUUUGCAAUCGCGAAGUAUAA
Molecule: messenger RNA, 1062 nt
Organism: Aphanomyces astaci
Lineage: Eukaryota; Oomycota; Saprolegniomycetes; Saprolegniales; Verrucalvaceae
Exons: 3
Coding region: 1-1062 (353 amino acids)
Source: RefSeq, a predicted model, not a curated record